This is a messenger RNA of Carya illinoinensis, 1026 nucleotides long. RefSeq names its product aquaporin PIP-type-like. The record is from RefSeq and is a predicted model, not a curated record. Bases 103 to 948 code for a protein of 281 amino acids. NCBI's taxonomy places the organism in Eukaryota, Viridiplantae, Streptophyta, Magnoliopsida, Fagales, Juglandaceae. The transcript is spliced from 4 exons. Gene Ontology annotation, cellular component: plasma membrane. Gene Ontology annotation, molecular function: water channel activity. Gene Ontology annotation, biological process: transmembrane transport.
AGCUGUAAAGCAGCGAAGAACAAAGAGAAGAGAGAAUUACUAUAUAGCUAAUUAACUUCUUGUUGCAUGUUCUAAUCUCAGUCUUUUAGAAACUUGUAAAAGAUGUCUAAGGAAGUGACUGAAGAGGGAGAAGCCUCUCAGCAAGCGAGAGAUCAUGUUGACUGUCCCCUCGCACCACUUUUUGACACCAAGGAACUUUCCCUCUGGUCGUUUUACAGAGCAGUUAUAGCGGAGUUCGUAGCCACCCUUCUCUUUCUCUACAUCACCAUCGCCACUGUUAUCGGCUACAAGAAGCAAGCUGAUAAUCCAUGCGGGACAGUUGGUCUUCUGGGCGUUGCUUGGGCCUUUGGAGGCAUGAUUUUCAUCCUUGUUUAUAGCACCGCAGGAAUAUCAGGUGGUCACAUUAAUCCAGCAGUGACCUUCGGUAUGUUCCUGAUACGUCGGAAGGUUUCAAUAAUAAGAGCGAUUGCUUAUAUGGUAGCUCAGUGCUUGGGAGCAGUAUGUGGAGUAGCGAUAGUGAAGGGCAUCAUGGAAGACUACGAGAAUGUUGGAGGUGGUGCUAACACCGUAUCUCCUCUCUACUCCAAGGGAACCGCUUUUGGAGCUGAGAUUAUAGGGACCUUUGUACUUGUCUAUACAGUCUUCUCUGCCACGGAUCCCAAGAAAACCGCGCUCGAUUCCUACCUCCCUGUUCUGGCUCCCUUGCCAAUUGGGUUUGCGGUGUUUUUGGUGCACUUGGCUACAAUCCCCAUCACAGGCACAGGAAUAAACCCCGCUCGCAGCUUUGGGGCUGCUGUAAUCUACAAUAAAGGCAAAGUUUGGGAUGAUCAGUGGAUUUUCUGGGUGGGUCCUUUUCUGGGAGCGCUUGCUGCAGCGUUGUACCAUGAAUUCGUCCUACGAGCGACAGCCAUCAAAGCUUUAGGAUCGUUUACGAGCCAACCCGGCUGAGUACGAGACCGGUACCGUUUGGAGUUGAAAAGAGUUAAAAUGAGUUAGAGUUUUUUUAUAAAUAAUAAUGAGGUAAGA